UCACUCUCUACCUCUCUCCACCACACACACAUAGACGCGCCUUCAGCUUGUAUGCGUCCCUCCUCGAGCCAGCGGGUGGCCGCCUGGCUGCUCGCGCUGCCGUUGGGGAGAGGUGGAGAGGAAUGCGCGCGCCGCGGCCGCCUGGAGAUGAUCUCGUUUUGGUUGCUGUGCUGGAAGCUGUUGAGAGCAACAGCGGGGCUAAGGAGGGCCACAGCUGAGCUAACGGACGUCAACCACGAGAACAGCAGCUCUGGAAACAAUAACCCUGUCAACGACUCUCCCACUCCUAUACAGCCAACAGAUCCAGUUGCCAUGGAAAUCAGUUCAUCGCCACCACUAACAGACAUGGAGAGAGAAAACUUGGUCAGCUGGCACAGUCAGGAAGUGGAGGAGCUCCAUUACCCAGAGGUUCUUGGGGUGCAGCAGCCAAUCGGGGACAAGCAGGAGGAAGAUGAGGCUGCAGAGAAAGACAAUGGAAAAAGAGAUGGAGAUGAGUGUGACUAUCUUGUUUUUGAGAUAGGAGAGAAGAAGGGAAGGGGUGAAGAAGACAAAAGUGAAGGAGGACACACCACUGACAAAGGAGGAGAGGGAGAAGAAGAUGGAGAAAGAGGAGAAACAGAAAGAAAAGAAGAAGGCAGUGGAGAAACAGAGAAGGAUGAAGGAGGAAGAGGAGAAACAAAAGAAGAGAAUGGAUGGAUUGGAGAGACAGCCGGAGAGAUGAAAGAUGAUACUCUGUCAGAGCUCCUCUUCAUCUCUGAUAGCUCAGUGUGUCCUUCAUCAUCAGAGCCCCCGACUGUCACCUCAGAUCCUUCGGAGCAACCUGCAGCAGCCGUGGCACAUGAGACCCGGGGUCACGACCUCAGCAACAGAGAUGAUCUUAGCGACAGUCACCUUAGUGACUGUCUUCAAGCUGAAUUGGCUAUUGUGUACUCGGACAGCGAGGCAGGGGAGGAUCAAUGGGCAGCCUUCACAUCCUGUGAUGUCACUAACCAGGAAGAAGCAGGUGGCGGGAUUCAGAAUAGCGUCUGUGAUGGAGAGAGCAAGGAAGAGGAGAGAGGUGUGGACGAUGAGGAGAGAGGGGUACAAAAGGAUAAGGCAGAAGUAGAGACUGGACAGGAGGAGCUAGAUGGGAGAAGAGGCAGGGAUGAUGAUGAGGAACAAAUGAGAUCAAGGAGAGAUCUUUUCCUGCGAUCUCCUUCUGUCAGCUCCACAGCCAGCUCCACAGACCCCGACAGGAAGGUUCCUGUAGAUUUCUGUGUCCAACAAGAGACCCACAGUGAAAAUGUCUCCACUGAGCAUGUGGACUUUCUGUUGGCCCGCCAGCAGUGGAGGAAAAUGGAGGAGGAGGUCAAAGGUCAGCCAAUUCCCAAACCAGGGCUCAGAGCUCAGGGGAGUUUCCAGGGAACCCACACUGCACUGUACCCCCCCACUCGCAGCCCCCGACUCAAACACAGGGAAAUGCAACCACCAGUGCCCAGGGAGCCCCCCCUGUCCUCCACCCUGUCCCCCACUUCAGAGGACUCAGGCCUGGAUGACUUGUCAUACCGCAGCCCACUGGAGGAGCCAGAGAGCGCUGUGGAGAGAGAGAUCCGACUGACUCUGGAGAGAGAGGAACGGCACCGCAGGGAGAGGGGGGGGAUUUCACAGGGCCUCACUAUACCCAGACCCUCUACAUUGCAAACAGGACGAUCUCCACCCAGACCUCCAGCCUGCCGCACCCCUACCUUGUCCAUCUCCCCAUCCCCUUCCUGCUCCUCCUCCCUUCCCCGAUCUGUCUACCAUGAAAUGACAGCCAAUAAUGUCAUUAUCUUGGAGCCCGACUGCUCCAGCUCUGCCUCCAGGAACCGCUUACUCUCCUCUGCAAUUGGGGGCCUCUCCGAUUGGCCAACAAGCCAGGAUGCAGUUCCUUCCGCCAAUGUCAUUGUAGUGGAAACCUCCAAUCUCAUCAUUCGCAGUGCUUCAGAGUUCUGCCUAAGCUCCGCCCCUGUAUCCAUGGAAAUGCAGGAGAGCACUUUUUCAUCCAAUCCGUUCUUUAAGCUACGUUCCCUCAGCAGCCAAUCGCUGGUGGAGCAAGAGAUCCGCUUGGUGAGACAGAGGGAGGAGGAGUGGAGGAAGCAGAGGGAGGAGAUGUGGAGGAGGAGGAGGGAGGAGGAGUGGAAAAGAGGGAGAGAGAGGUAUGAUACUGUGCUGGUGUCUCCAGGCCUGAACGAUAGCAUCAGCUACAACGUGCCAGAGGUCCCAGACAGAUGUGUCUCCUCCCCAUCAUCCCCCUCCAGGACCCGCAAAAUGGAACGAUCCAGUAUGUCUUGUGACCACAAGUUCCCCCCUUGUCUCUCUUCAGUGUCAAGACGACCAAACGCCAUGGCGCAGCGAUGGGAGGCCUCCCUAUUAGCCAGUCAGAAGAAGGAGUGAGCAACAACAGUGCUCAACUGUCAGCCAUUUAAAAGCCAAAAUGAAAUCUUACGCUUCUAUUCCUUCAUCCUUCUGUCCAGAAAACUCUCACAGUCCUGUCUGUCUGCAGCUGAUGUCUGAUGUUUGUCACCGCUGUGGGUUUGAAACCAGUGGGUCACAAAUGUGUUGUCUGAAGGAUGCCCCAUGAGAGAAGGACUGUUUCUUUCAGUCAGCUUGGUUUCAAAGAUUAAGGUAAUUCACCUAGUUUGACUUUCUACUAUGAAAUUGUUAAAAAGUUUCAUAGUCAAAGUGGUCUUUUGCAUGACGUCUGAAACAGUAUGACUGUAUGAAACAAUGGAACUGCCAGCCAUGUCACAGUUUAGACAUUUUUUAUGUACUGUAUAUUAUAACUUUUGUGGACUUGUAAGGCACAGGAGGCUUGUCAUAAUAAUGAUUGAAUACAAAGUUACAAUUUAAUAAUACCACUGUUUUUGACAUUUACCCAGAUUUUAUGAAAACCUUUGAAGCACAUGUCAGAAUCUGCGGUAUUCUCCUUUAAUAUUUAGUAUUAACAGCACUUUGAUAUCUAGAUAUGUAUGAAUUAUGGUACUGGUACAGCUGCUGAUAUUUAUUGAUUUUUAUGACUGACUGACUGACUGACUGACUGUAAUGCAAUGAUUUUCAAACUUUUUCUGGGCAGUCACAUUUUAAUUUCACAUAUUAAUUCAGUCUAUUUAUUUUAAAAUGACAGACA
Epinephelus moara (kelp grouper) is the source of this 3145-nucleotide messenger RNA. RefSeq lists its product as uncharacterized. Bases 52 to 2412 code for a protein of 786 amino acids. The transcript has 7 exons. The record is from RefSeq and is a predicted model, not a curated record. Lineage: Eukaryota; Metazoa; Chordata; Actinopteri; Perciformes; Serranidae.